This is a messenger RNA of Acipenser ruthenus (sterlet), 5832 nucleotides long. RefSeq names its product catenin alpha-3-like. Bases 214 to 2901 code for a protein of 895 amino acids. NCBI's taxonomy places the organism in Eukaryota, Metazoa, Chordata, Actinopteri, Acipenseriformes, Acipenseridae. Gene Ontology annotation, cellular component: adherens junction; fascia adherens. The record is from RefSeq and is a predicted model, not a curated record. Gene Ontology annotation, molecular function: beta-catenin binding; cadherin binding; actin filament binding. The transcript is spliced from 18 exons. Gene Ontology annotation, biological process: cell migration; cell-cell adhesion.
GGCUAUUUAAUGAGGAGAGGCACUUCUGAGUGACAAGCGGCAGAGGGGAGCUUACCCAGUUCAUAACACACUGAAACUGCGCUCUAAACUUUUGGUGUUGCUGAGGGAGGAAAACAAGUUUACAUUCACUUCAUAUUUUGGCUGCUACUGUAGGAUUUUUUAUUUUCAUAUUUUUAUUUGAGGACAGAAAAAGGAGAAACAAGGAGAUAAAAAAUGUCGACUCUUCAAUACAUUCAGCUGAAAAUUGACCCUAAGGAUCUUCAGAUCAGGACAAUAACUGUGGAAAGGUUACUUGAGCCACUGAUAAUUCAGGUCACCACACUAGUGAAUUGCCCAAAAUAUCCUUCUAACAAUAAAAAGGGUCGUUCUAAAAGGGGCCGUGUGCUCUUGAAGUCAGUGGAAGAAGCUACACUCAAUUUAAUUGAGAAGGGUGAAAAGAUUGCAAGGGAUACUGCAGUACUAAAGGAGGAGCUGACUGCAGCUGUGGAGGAGGUUCGAAGAGAAAGUAUUUCCCUGACUCGGACAGCGAGAGAGUUUACAGAGGAUCCCUGUCACCUGUCCAAACGAGAGGCUGUGGUUCAAGCGGCCCGCGCUCUUCUUGCAGCAGUUACCAGACUCCUCAUUCUUGCGGAUAUAAUAGAUGUGAUUUUUCUCUUGCAAUAUCUAACCACUGUGCAGAAAACAUUUGACUUCUUGAGAACCACAUCCAACAAAGCAGAACUGAAAAAGGCUAAUCAGAAAUUUGUAAAGGAGCUGGAGUUGCUUGAUAAACUGGCCUAUAAACGACAACAGGAUCUGAAAUCCCCUGAUCAACGUGAUGAGAUAGCAGGUGCACGAGCAUCACUGAAGCAAAACUCAACCUUGCUUUACUCAACCUCUUCAGCUUGCCUUGAGCAUCCCGAUGUUGCUUCUUUGAAAUCCAGCAAGGACUCUGUCUGUAAUGAAAUACAGAACGGUCUCACUGCUAUUUCCAAUGCUGCACAGGGCUUUGGAGAAGCCAAGGUUCAGCCAACGUCAGCUUCUGGAACUCUUGGUGGAGCACUUGAUGAUCUUGAGAGUGCAAUUAUCAUCGAUCCCUUGACUGUGAGGGAGGAGAGCAUUAGGCCAGCGCUGGAGAAACGUUUAGAAGCCAUUAUCAGUGGGGCUGCACUGUUGGCUGACUCCUCCUGCACACGAGAUCUCCACCGGGAGCGCAUCAUUACAGAGUGCAAUGUGGUGCGUCAGGCUCUUCAGGAACUCCUCUCUGAGUACAUCAAUAAUGCUGGUGUGAAGGAACGAAGCAACCCUUUGAAUAAUGCCAUCGAUAAUAUGUGCAAAAAGACAAGAGACCUUCGCAGACAACUAAGGAAGGCUAUCAUAGAUCAUGUCUCGGAUUCCUUCCUGGACACAACCGUCCCCCUUCUGGUCCUCAUUGAGGCGGCUAAAAAUGGAAAAGAAAGAGAGAUUAAAGAAUAUGCUGCAAUAUUUAGAGAGCAUGCCAACAAGCUUGUGGAGGUUGCUAAUCUUACCAGCUCAAUUUCAACCAAUGAAGAUGGUGUCAAGAUUAUUCAAAUGGCAGCACACCGCAUCGAGACCUUAUGCCCUCAGGUAAUCAAUGCUGCCCUGGCUCUUGCAGCAAGGCCUAAAAGCCAGACUGUAAUGAACAACAUGGAGGUGUAUAAAAAGACCUGGGAGAACUAUGUGCGCCUCCUGACCGAGGCUGUGGAUGACAUCACCAGCAUUGAUGACUUUCUCGCAGUGUCGGAGAGCCACAUACUGGAAGAUGUUAAUAAAUGCAUCAUCGCUCUUCGAGAACAUGAUCUUGACAGCCUUGACCGUGCAGCGGGGGCAAUCCGGGGACGAGCUGCCAGAGUCGCCCAUGUGGUAACCGGGGAGAUGGACAACUAUGAGUCAGGCAUCUAUACACAAGGAGUCAUGAAAAAUGUGAACUUCCUCACUGAGAAUGGCAUUCCAGAGUUUGUCGUUCAAGUCAGCAAGGCUUUGGAAGCUCUUAGCUCAGAUACAAUGCACCAGUUUGAUGAUAAUCUGUUUGUUGAUGUCUCUAAGAAGGUUUAUGAUUCGAUUCAUGACAUCAGGUGCUCUGUUUUGAUGAUCCGGACUCCAGAGGAACUUGAAGAUGUAUCUGAUUUAGAAGAGGAUUAUGAAAGUCGCAGCCGCACCAGUGUCCAAACGGAGGGGAAGACAGACAGGGCAAAGAUGACACAAUUGCCAGAGUCUGAAAAAGCAAAGAUAGCGGAGCAAGUAGCCGAUUUUAAAAAGGUGAAGAGUAAGCUGGAUGCAGAGAUUGAAAUCUGGGAUGACACCAGCAAUGAUAUAAUUGUGCUUGCUAAGAAGAUGUGCAUGAUUAUGAUGGAGAUGACAGAUUUCACCAGAGGGAAAGGACCACUGAAGCUCAUCUCCGAUGUCAUCAAUGCUGCAAUGAUGAUUUCAGAUGCCGGUUGCAGAAUGGAUGUUCUGGCUCGACAGAUUGCUAACCAGUGCCCAGAUCCAUCCUGUAAACAGGAUUUGCUGUCUUAUCUGGAGCAGAUCCAGCUUUACUCCCAUCAGCUGAAAAUCUGCAGUCAGGUGAAAUCUGAAAUUCAGAACUUGGGUGGAGAGCUCAUCACAUCUGCACUGGAUAGUGUUACAUCCCUUAUCCAAGCAGCCAAAAACCUGAUGAAUGCUGUUGUGCAGACAGUAAAGAUGUCCUACAUUGCAUCAACUAAAAUCAUCCGAAUCCACAGCCCCACUGGACCUCGUCACCCUGUUGUCAUGUGGCGGAUGAAAGCCCCCGAAAAGAAGCCACUAAUUAAAAAGGAGAAGCCAGAAGAUGUUUAUGCAGCUGUCAGGAAAGGUUCUGCCAAAAAGAAAAUUCACCCUGUCAAAGUUAUGAGUGAGUUUAGAGGAAGACACGUCCAGUAAACCUGAAUUAUACAUUUGUAAAAACGUGUCCAAUUCUGUAACUAGUUUGGGUGUGUUUUGUGAACAACACGCUAUUUAACGUAUCAAAGUAGAUUUUCUUUAACAUUUUCAGUGUCACCCACAGUACAUUUAUGCGUCAAUGUCUUAGAGUUAUGCACAUGGUUAAUUGUGGCAUAUAAUUCAGCUGCAUUACUUAAUUGUUGUCUUUCACAUGUUUUGCUAAACCAUUCCUUCCUUUUGCUUCUGUGUAGAUGGCACUCUAAACUAAAGGUAAUUAAGUAGAAAAUACAAGUGUUAAAAAUGGAGGGAUGAUAACAACUUAUUAGACCAUUUCUAUGUGUCUCUUUCUGUAAUAGACUCUUAUUGCUGGUCAUUUUUAAACUUGUAGUGUUUAUUUUUAAAACCUAUUACCCAAAUGGAAGCAAGGCGCACAAUGUCAUGUUAAAGGAAGUGGAAAAUCCUUUAAGAAGACGUACAUGGUGCAUUUAGCAACACAUGAGACAAUCUUAGGAAGAAUAUAAUGCUUCAUAUAUUUAUUUUGAAAUUAAGUGCAAUACAGUAUGUAACUGCUUUUAGUUAAGAAAAAAAUAUAUUUGAAAAUGAGAUUUAAGAAAAAAUAAAUAAGAUAAGUGCUUUGGCCAUGCUUUAAGGGGCUGACAUGCAUUAACAAUAUUGUUAGCGUUUCUUAUUGCAACAACAUUUUUUUCUAAUGUAUUUUUCCCCUAAAGAUUUUGUCUCCACUAGAAGCUUUUACUUUUUAAAAUGAUGUAGCUGUUUGUCAAGUUGAGGGAUUGAUCUGUAAUUGUAUUCAAAGCUGGGGUACAAGUGUAUCAGUGGAUGCUCAUCAUAAGAGGCUAUGGAGGCAAAGCCUACGUGUAAUUUUGCAAAAGUAAAAAAGCUUACCUGAUGUCAUGCUUUACAAGGUCUACUGUAUUGCUAUUGGCUAAAAUGUAGCCUCAAAAUGGGUGGGAUUCUGUGUGUAUUACACCUGCAAUCAUCCUCUGUCUGUGAAGUUUUACUGUAUUUGUAUUGGUUACAUGAUGCAAACUCGUGGCUAGCCUCUACCACUCAUAAUUAGACUUAAUCUUGACGUGUCUGUUGCCAGGCAGGUUAUGGGUCAUGUGUGGUUACUCCCUUAAGUUUCGAUUUCCAUAUACAGUACGUAGUGUAUUUUUUAUAACAUUGUAGAUUUGUUUAAUUCAUACACAAUUGUCCUUGCUUUCAAUUAAGGAAAAAAUAAGAAUAAAAAUAACUAUAAAGUUUGUCCAAAGCCUAAAAUGGACCUUCUUCAACAGGGAGGACCAAAACAAAAUUGCCUUUUUAAUUGCUCAUGGUAUGAAAAAACAAAAUGGUUGACUGAGAGUAUUCCCAGUUUGGUUUUUCAAACCGGCUUCCCUGUGGAUUUCUGUGGGCUACAGUGAUUUAAAAAAUCUUCCACAAGCUGUAAAAAUAAAAAAUUCUCACUCAGGAUUCAUCAAUCAAGUAAGUCCACAAUGUUUUUGUUAUAUUCAGUUGCUUGCCUUGUGUGCUGCAUAUACUAUAUUACUGUAUUACAUUUCUUGUUAAAUUAUGAAGUACCUUUUGAAACCUGCAAAAUUGUUUAAUAUCAUGCCCCCUUCUUUAUUAUCACAAAAACCACUCGCUAUGCACCAUAUUUUGAAAAAUUACCUCUCUUAUUAUCAUCUCACCUGCUUAUUGUCACGUUUUGUGCAGCCUGUCAAAUGCUGCAUGGCCAGGCUUUAAUAAGUAAGCACAGUAUAGAAUUAAUUUCCAUCGCAACUAACAACCAAUAAUCAUCUUGGCUGAUAAACUGACAUUUUGUGCAGCCUGUAAAAUGCUGUGUGGGCGGUCUUAACGGGAUACAGUUCAGUUACAAAACACCAACGUCACCAAAUUUUUCAGUCAGUCUUAUUCACAAAAAAAACAAACACCAAGUGCAACGCCUAACAUCAGUCGACCUUUUUUAGAUAAUGACAUAAACUGUUUUGUUCCAGUUAAUGAUACAAAACGUAUUUGUCCUGUAGUAAACUAUAUGCAUUUGUUUAAAUGUAAAGAACGACUGAAUGUACAGUAUUAAAACACAGCUCUUUAAUUUACUGUUAGUUUUCUUUCUUUUUUUCUCUCGCACUCGUAAUGUGCUGUCAUAGGCAACCGUGAAAUGCCUGCACGGCAAUCAUGAUAUAAAGCGGGUUCAUCUAUCUAUCUAUCUAUCUAUCUAUCUAUCUAUCUAUCUAUCUAAAAAGCAAUAAAAGCAGGUUUGUUGUUUAGCCUUCCCACUUAUUAAAUUAUUGUAUGCAACCAAUAUGUGCAUCAUAUUUAUUUUGAAACUACCAACUUGUUCAAGCACUCUAAAUGCAAUAUAUACCUUUGAAAGCAAUAUAUACCUUAUUGAAUCAAGCAUAUAUAUGAAAUUAAAUGGGUAUGAAGCCAUAGAAUACUAAUUUAUUGCCAGGGGGACAUAUAGAAACUGUAUUUAUCAAUAAACUACUGCAUGCUCUUUGUAUUGUGUAAUAAAUGGAAAUGCUGGAUGAAUACAUCAGCUGUGAACUUAUCUUUUCAGUUUUAGAGAUCUUAGUCAUGUGUGAACACCACAUAAAACAUUUAUGCAUUUAUGUAUUACGCUAACAUGAAGAAACAAAGACAUAGGAAGUAGAAACAGCUUUAACCGCUUUAUAGCGAGCCACAGCCCAAAUAGUAUGCACUGGACGGUCCAGAUUCAAGGCUGAGUGUUUAUCCACCAGUUAGAUCUUUGAUAAGGUGGAAGUUCUGCAAAACGUGUGCUCUCUCGUGUGCUCUUACAGCAAUGUGUGGAAGUUUAAAAGAUAAAGCAUUCAUAAAGGUGCUCUAAUUCACUUUAAUAAUAUUUAUAGCUACUGAAAAAUGCUAUCUGUUAAAUGUUGUUAAAGAAAAAUAAAAAAUACUUUGAUGGCA